Blastocystis hominis is the source of this 1169-nucleotide messenger RNA. RefSeq lists its product as hypothetical. The coding region runs from base 13 to 1113 and encodes 366 amino acids. The transcript has 7 exons. Gene Ontology annotation, biological process: DNA-templated transcription. The record is from RefSeq and is a predicted model, not a curated record. NCBI's taxonomy places the organism in Eukaryota, Bigyra, Opalinata, Blastocystidae. Gene Ontology annotation, molecular function: protein dimerization activity. Gene Ontology annotation, cellular component: RNA polymerase I complex; RNA polymerase III complex.
AUUUACAUUCAAAUGCCAGGAAAGAAACCCAUCGCCGCUGUUGAAUUCUCAGGAAUUAGGGACGUCGUGGAAACCAGCCAUGCUGUGGAGCAUUAUUUAGAUGGUCUCGACGAGAACUUGAAAAUUAAUAUUCUCUCGCAGUCUGAUGAGCAGGUCGUUUUUGAACUUGUGGGCGUUGAUGCAUCCAUUGCAAACGCUCUGCGCCGAGUGUUGAUAGCAGAAGUACCAACAAUGGCCAUAAGUACUGUUUUUAUGAACAAUAACACGUCCGUGAUGCAGGACGAAGUGCUUUGCCAUCGUCUCGGAUUAAUCCCCAUCAAAGCGGACGCGAACGACUUCGAUUACAUCUGUCCUCCUGGUGAGAACGGUCACAACCGCAGCGACUUCACGGACAAGAACUCGCUGAAGUUCAAUCUGCGCGUGACUUGUCCGAGUCUUUCCGAGCUGCAGAAAGCGGCCAACAACCGCAACGUGGAAUAUUUGACGGUGUAUUCGCAGAGCCUGGAGCUGGAGAAGCUGGGCAGACAGCUGGAUUUGCCGGAAGGACAGAUCGGUCUGGUGCAUGAUGACAUCAUUCUGACGAAGCUCGCUCCCGGGCAAGCCAUCGAUUUGGAGUGCUACGCGACCAAAGGCGUGGGCGAGGAUCACGCGAAAUGGUCGCCGGUUUGUACCGCGGUUUAUCGCAUGCGACCGUCGAUCCGAUUCCCGAAGCCGCUCGUGGGAGAAGACGCAGAGCGGAUGAAGCAGAUAUGUCCGAUGGGAGUGUUCGAUAUUGAGGACAUUGGAGGCGAGAAAACGCUGCAUGUGGCGCAUGAUCUGAAUUGCACAAUGUGCCGAGAGUGUAUUCGCCUUCCGGAGAAUCGGGAAAAGGUGCAGCUGGGCGUGAUCCGAAAUGACUUCAUCUUCUCUGUGGAGUCGACGGGCUGCGUAUCUGCGAAGUCGCUGGUUCCUCGAGCGUUGGAAGUGUUGAAGCAGAAGUGUGAGACGAUCAUUAAGGAGUUGGAAGAACUGGAAAAUGGCGUUCCGAUGGAAGAAGAAGACGAGGAAGAGAAGAAGAUUAUGGUGGAAGAGGAGGAGGAGGAAGAGGAGGGAAUGAAGAUGGAGAAGGAAUAAAAAUGAUAAGGGAGAAGAAGAAGAAGACAGUGAAAAGGAAAAAGGUUGUUUUAUAU